GUUCGGUGCCCCACAGUGCUAAAUUUAUCUUCAGACGAGCUACCGCGCCUGCCGCGAAUUGGAUCUCUAUGGAGGUGGCAUAGGCGAUAUCCCUGAGCUGAGAGCCUCGCCCGGCCCCCCGAAUCCUUCUUCCCUCUGUUCUGUUUUUCAUUUCUCCCCUUCCUCCCUUCCCCCCUCUCCCCUCCAGUCCGCGACGACUGGCUCUUGACCCCGUUCAGGCCUCGGUGAAGGCUUUUGGUUACUCCCCUUCCACCCUAUCCCUUAAUUUUAUUUUUUUUGAAGCGUCUGCAUUUCAAGCUGCCAAGGUGGAGAGAGUGAUUGCAGAAGGGAGUGCUCCUCAUUUCAGCUCAUCAGAGUAAUUACUAGCCCUGAAAGGAGCCUUAAGAUGUAUGACGGUGUCAACAAUGAAUGUAUCUAAUGGCAGUAGGCAUCAGAAAGUUAGAAGAGAUUCCAAGAUACUGUAUAUCAUGAAAGGGGAUGAUAAAUUAUGGCCCCACGCUGUCUGUUUUUAUAAAUAGAGAUUUAUUGCAACACAACUGUGCCCAUUCUUUAACAUUUUGUCUAUGGCUGCUGCCAUGCUACAACUACAAAGCUGAGUAGUUGCAACAGAGGCCAUACGGCCCAUCAGGUAAAAAACAUUUACCGUAUGGCACUUUACAGGAGAAGUUUGCCAACCCUGCCAUGGGACCUCAAGGUCCCUUCCUUAAAAAUGCAUUUAUCAACUCAUUCUUAGUCCAAUGGUUCCCAAGCUGUGUUUUAUAGAAGAUUAAUGUUAUCUUAAGUUAAUAAGCGUUGUGAGGAAAAGAUCAAUGCUAACAAUAGUUUCUUCUUUUAGAAUUUAUUUUAAAAUGUAAGUUUAAGACUACUAAACUCAUUUCUAUAGCUUUUAUUUUUAUGUGAUAAUCUACCUUUAAGAAAAGGUGUGCCAUACCUGAGAGCACCAGGAAGUCGAAUGAGAGAUCACCUGAUACACGAACGUGUGAUGUUCCAUCUGCGCGUUGAUGCAUAGGCAGCACUUACAAAUUAACUGAUGUGUUGCUAUAGAUCAUCUCUUUGAUGGUUGCUCAUCUUCUAUGUAUCCUGUCUUAUAAUUUCAACACAUUUGUGAUACUCAGUGUUUAUUCUAAAUUAACCAUGUUUUGUACUACAAAUUCAUUGCCUAUGGAUCUGUUGCUGAAACAAGGAAGUCUUAAACAAGAAGUAGAAUCUUUUUGUUAUCAAAUUGUGUCUGAAUCAAAUGAUCAAAAGGUUGGAAUAUUACAGAGUGAAGAUGAGCAGUUGCAGCCUGCAGUUUCUAAAAAUUCAGAAGGUGAGCUUUCCAGGGUCAAAUUUAUGUCCAAUUCCAACAAAAUUACAACAUUUAGUAAGAAACCAAAAAGAAGAAAAUAUGAUGAAAGUUAUUUGUCUUUUGGAUUUACUUACUUUGGAAAUAGAGAUGCACCUCAUGCCCAGUGUGUAUUAUGUAAGAAAAUUUUAUCAAAUAGCUCUUUGGCCCCUAGUAAACUUCGAAGACAUUUGGAAACUAAACAUGCUGCAUACAAAGACAAAGACAUAAGCUUUUUCAAGCAACAUCUUGAUUCACCUGAAAAUAAUAAACCCCCAGCACCUAAAAUUGUCAAUACAGAUAAUGAAAGUGCUACAGAAGCAUCAUACAAUGUAAGUUAUCAUAUAGCCCUGAGUGGAGAGGCUCAUACUAUUGGAGAAUUGCUUAUCAAGCCUUGUGCAAAAGAUGUGGUGAUGCGGAUGUUUGACGAACAGUAUAGUAAAAAAAUAGAUGCAGUACAACUAUCAAACAGUACUGUUGCACGUCGAAUUAAGGAUCUAGCUGCUGACAUUGAAGAAGAGCUUGUUUGUAGACUGAAAAUUUGUGAUGGGUUUUCACUGCAACUAGAUGAAUCAGCUGAUGUUUCAGGACUUGCUGUGCUGCUUGUGUUUGUUCGUUACAGGUUUAAUAAGUCUAUUGAGGAAGACCUACUCUUAUGUGAGUCUUUGCAAAGUAAUGCCACUGGUGAAGAAAUUUUCAAUUGCAUCAGCAGUUUUAUGCAGAAACAUGAAAUUGAAUGGGAAAAAUGUGUUGAUGUUUGUAGUGAUGCUUCCAGGGCAAUGGACGGGAAAAUUGCUGAGGCUGUCACCUUGAUAAAAUAUGUGGCUCCCGAAAGCUCCAGUAGUCACUGCCUGUUAUAUAGACAUGCACUAGCAGUUAAAACAAUGCCUGCAUCUCUGAAAAAUGUGCUAGAUCAGGCCGUACAAAUCAUCAAUUAUAUUAAAGCUCGACCACAUCAAUCCAGGCUACUAAAAAUUUUGUGUGAAGAAAUGGGUGCCCAGCACACAGCGCUUCUUCUAAAUACAGAGGUGAGGUGGCUCUCCCGAGGUAAAGUUCUUGUAAGACUUUUUGAGCUUCGUCGUGAACUGUUGGUUUUCAUGGAUUCUGCUUUUCGACUGUCUGAUUGUUUAACAAAUUCAUCUUGGCUGCUAAGACUUGCAUAUCUUGCAGAUAUUUUUACUAAAUUAAAUGAGGUUAAUCUGUCAAUGCAAGGAAAAAAUGUGACAGUGUUCACAGUAUUUGAUAAAAUGUCAUCAUUGUUAAGAAAAUUGGAAUUUUGGGCCUCAUCUGUCGAAGAAGAAAACUUUGAUUGUUUUCCUACACUGAGUGACUUUUUGACUGAAAUUAAUUCUACAGUUGAUAAAGAUAUUUGCAGUGCCAUAGUGCAGCACCUAAGGGGUUUACGCUCUACUCUGUUAAAAUAUUUUCCUGUAACAAAUGACAAUAAUGCUUGGGUUAGAAAUCCAUUUACAGUAACUGUUAAACCAGCCUCAUUAGUAGCACGGGACUACGAGAGCCUGAUUGAUUUAACAUCUGAUUCUCAAGUGAAACAAAAUUUCAGUGAACUUUCACUAAAUGAUUUUUGGAGUAGCCUAAUUCAAGAGUACCCAAGUGUUGCAAGGCGUGCAGUUCGUGUACUUCUUCCUUUUGCUACAAUGCACCUGUGUGAGACAGGAUUUUCAUAUUAUGCUGCAACAAAAACGAAAUACAGGAAAAGACUCGAUGCUGCACCUCACAUGCGGAUCCGACUUAGCAACAUUACACCUAAUAUUAAGCGGAUAUGUGACAAAAAGACACAAAAACACUGUUCUCAUUAAAAUUGGAGGGUUUUGCAUGCCUCUUGAUAACCAAAUAUAAGAUGAAAAUAAAAGAUGAUUUACUUCA
This is a messenger RNA of Physeter macrocephalus (sperm whale), 3208 nucleotides long. RefSeq names its product zinc finger BED-type containing 5 (gene ZBED5). Lineage: Eukaryota; Metazoa; Chordata; Mammalia; Artiodactyla; Physeteridae. The transcript is spliced from 3 exons. The record is from RefSeq and is a predicted model, not a curated record. The coding region runs from base 1057 to 3141 and encodes 694 amino acids. Gene Ontology annotation, molecular function: DNA binding.